GAAUCAGAAUACAAAGUCAAUCAGUGGUCAUACAAAAUGGAAUUGGGAAUAGUUGUAACAGUUAUGGCGUUUAUAGGGACCAUCAACGCGUUUGGGCCUAAAAUGGGACCAUACGAUAUAAAUAUUGAAAAGUUUGAGCCAUGCGAAGAUCAAGGUACGGGCCAGAUUACCUUCCCCACCAGACUGAACUCUGCCGGCAAAGGAAGGAAGGUAUACCACGAGAGCUUCACUUUGGGGGUGCCCAUCGACGACAAAACUAAGGUUGAAGUCGAGAUUCAAAAGUUUGGAAACGGCGGGUGGAGGCCGAAGUUCAUACAGUACACCAUGAAAAACUGCAAAGCUAUUUGGAAAAUGGUCGGCUCCGAAAUCAUUGCAAUAGGAAAAGCUUCAAACAACUCCCUCGAAAGUUGCCCGGUUCCCGCGGGAGUGUACAACGUGGACAACUGGGAAAUGAGUCUGAACCUUGAGAAAAACAUUCCCACCAUGGAAUAUGGGAAGUAUAGAGGGUUCUUUAAAUUCCACUACAAUACAGACUUUGUCGGCUGUAUCAUCGGUUACGGUGAAUGUCUGCCUAAAGAGACGAAAAGCUAAAAUGAAAACCAACUGAUUAACCAAGACUAGCAGAAGUGGAGACUAUAGUUUGUGUAAUGGAACCUGUCCCCCGUCUACCUAAGGACUGCCCAGGAGACUGGUUAUGGUUGAUGUGUUAUGAACAUUUAACA
Macrosteles quadrilineatus (aster leafhopper) is the source of this 722-nucleotide messenger RNA. RefSeq lists its product as uncharacterized. NCBI's taxonomy places the organism in Eukaryota, Metazoa, Arthropoda, Insecta, Hemiptera, Cicadellidae. Bases 37 to 591 code for a protein of 184 amino acids. The transcript has 4 exons. The record is from RefSeq and is a predicted model, not a curated record.